CCAUCAGUGACAUAAUAGCGCAGCACCCUGCAUGCUCUGUAUGUGCAUAUAGGGUGCCCAAUCGAACCACAGUUGCGUAUAUACAACUGGGGUCGAAUUGAGCGUAUAUCUGUAGCCCGGACUUCAAGAAUCAAGACUCGACGGCGGACCCAAUGCCUUGGACCGCCCUGUCUCCGCUCGGACCCGUUACGCAACGACGACCGCCGAGCACGCGCGUGAUGCUUUGGAAGAAGGAUUUAUUCACCUAAAACUCCAAUCCUUUGCGGGCCUUGCCGGUCUCGCAGAUCAAGAUCUCUUAUCCUCCUGGCCAACACGAAAUGGCGGGUACUGUUCGCGCUGCCCGAGUGUUCUCGCUGCCAUGCCGUGCGACGCCUAUGUACGUCCAGACCCUCACGAGGACGAAAGCUCUCUAUACCACCGGCCCGGUAGCUUCCUUCAGAUCCACAAGACAAGCCGCGAGAACAGAAGGGAAUAAUAUUCCAGCGACCAGAGUCACCGCAGCGGUAUCAGCCCCUCGAAAACAACGCCAUCGUGCCUUUGGCCUGCCCGCCUUGUCGCCUUCGAAGCGCGCCUAUUCCACAGAUGCACCUUCGCCGAGCACGCAGUUCGUAUACAAUGUCGCAGCUUCGUACAUCGCCAAGGGCCGGCGCUAUGAUCCCUCGACGCACGUCUAUCAAUUCAAUCCAUACAACCGCGUACAACCACCGAAAGCCGGCCGAGAGAAAGCCUCACGGGCCGAGUCGGGACAAGAUGCCUUCUUCGUGAGCCGCCUUGGCGCCGUCCCGGGCGAAGUUGCGCUCGGCGUAGCAGACGGGGUGGGCGGGUGGAUGGAUAGCGGUGUCGACCCAGCCGACUUCUCACACGCUUUUUGCGACUAUAUGGCGGCGGCUGCCGGCUCAGCCACGGCCACGGCCACAAAAGGAGACGCUGCGGUUCCCCUCACGGCGCGUCAGCUGAUGCAGAAGGGCUACGAAGCCGUAUAUCGCGAUCCGGCCAUCAAGGCCGGCGGAAGCACGGCAAUCGUGGGACUCCUCACGUCAAAGGGAAUGCUAGAGGUGGCGAACCUCGGCGAUAGUGGCUUUAUCCUGUUGCGACUGAAUGGGGUACACGCUUUCAGCGAGCCGCAAACACAUGCGUUCAAUACGCCGUAUCAGCUCAGCGUGGUGCCGCCGAGUAUGCUGCUACGUGCUGCAGCUUUUGGCGGCGCGCAGCUUAUGGACCAGCCGCGUGACGCCGAGGUGAGCCGUCACCGCUUACGCCAUGGCGACGUCCUGGUUUUCGCGAGCGACGGACUGUGGGACAACCUCUUCAAUCAGGACGUGCUACGAAUCGUCAGCCGGACCAUGGUCAAGGUGGGCGCGUGGGCGACCACCGAUAGGGGAGUGCAGGUGGCGCCGGACUUGCGACCGUAUAUCAAAUCUGGAGAGAACAAGCACGCCACGCUACAAAGCACGCUGGCAACGGAGAUAGUGGGCGCCGCCAAGGCCGCCAGCGUCAACACGAAACUCGAUGGUCCGUUUGCCAAGGAGGUGAAGAAGUACUACCCGCAUGAGGUGUGGCGUGGUGGAAAGGAGGACGACAUCUGCGUUGUGGUGGUGCUUGUGGCGGAAGAGGAGGUUCUCCCGAAGGCGAACCUUUGAGAACAUCUCAGGCACACGGCACAUUCUGAAUCUAGAAUACCCAGCAUUUAUCACCAGACGAGACCCUAGGUCCGUUGAUUCGGCACCGAAAGAGUUCCAUGAGUCGAAAGUAAAGUCGACCCUUCAU
Messenger RNA from Chaetomium strumarium, 1767 nucleotides. Its product is annotated as phosphatase 2C-like domain-containing protein. Gene Ontology annotation, biological process: protein dephosphorylation. Gene Ontology annotation, molecular function: protein serine/threonine phosphatase activity. The transcript has a single exon. The record is from RefSeq and is a predicted model, not a curated record. NCBI's taxonomy places the organism in Eukaryota, Fungi, Ascomycota, Sordariomycetes, Sordariales, Chaetomiaceae. The coding region runs from base 318 to 1640 and encodes 440 amino acids.